GCGCGCGAUGCGGGACGCGUUGCACUGACAUCUUCACAGGUCCCAGUCCCGAUUUACUCCUUCACAUAAUCAAGACUUCCCCGGGCACCCGACACAUCCGCCAUGGCGACGUUCUCGGCCUCGGCGGCGGUGGGCGAGGUGCUCCGGCAGCCCGACGACCUCGUCAAGCUCAGCGCGUUCCGCAACAAGCUGCUCAAGGAGAAGGCGACACUCGAUGCCAAGCUCCAAGAAGGUGUGCGAUCGCAGCUCGACGCGACCCGUGACGCGCUCCUCAAGCUACAGGAGAGCCGCGCGGCCGUUGCUGCAAUCCGCGAGGAGAUGAUAGAGGUCGAGAAGCUGAAGCGCGACAAGGACGAGGGCGAGGUGUUUGAGAAGAUCACGCGCGUCAGUGGCGUGCACCGCAACUUUACGCAGACCGCCAAGAUGGUCAACGAGCUACAAAGCAUGGCCGAUAAGGUCAAUCACCUCGGUGCGCUGCUCGAGGACGACCGCGCGCAAUCUGGUGGACCGAUAGGACCAAGCCCCAAUCUUCUCCCGAUUCAUUUCGAGCUACAGAAGCUCGAGACGUUCCGCAACGAGACGAUGCACGAAGCCAAGCGAGGUUCUAGAGAGGACAAGGCGAUUCUUGCGCGCUGGUUUGAGCCUCUGGACCUGCUCACGCACGCGUUUGAGAGCUGGCUUUGGGAAAUCAGUGCCAACAUGAUCGAGAACGCCGGCGCCGGAUAUGGCGGCACAGUGGUACGCUUGCUCAAGAUCAUCGAGUUCGAGUCCAAGGAGGACGAGAAGGCCGUCGCACUCCGUCUCGUGCGCAAGGUCGCUGCCAACGACGCCGCGUCCAAUUUCCGUUCCAUGCAAGCCAACGCCCGCGUCAUCAAGAACUACCGACACAAGAUGCUCGACGCAAUGGAAGGAAGAAUCAAGUCCAAGUUUGAGGCUGAAUGGGACGGGUGCCGCGGCGACGACCUGGCUUUCAUCCACGGCCUUGACGAAUGGCUAUUUGCCGACGUUGUGCGCAUCAAGGACGACCUCGAGUCGCUGUUCCCGGAGGAUUUCAACGUCGUGGAGUGGUACAUCAAGCGCUAUCACAGAACACUGAACGGGAUGCUCACGCGCAUCGUCGAGGCCGGGCCAGACGCCCAGGUUCUCCUCCAGCUGCAUGCGUGGAUCAAGAAGUACCGCCAGACGAUGAAGGGCGAGGUGCCGAUCGACUGGCUGAGCCCACCGCUGCUUGAUGGGCGAGCGCAGGACCUCAUUGAGGACUACGUUAAGCUCAUCAUCACAAAGCUUGACGAGUGGACAAUCAAUCUGCAGAAGGAGGAGACAAGCAAGUUCCGCCUGCGCGAAGCCGAGCCUCAAGUCACCCCGGAAGGGCUGUUUGGAAUGGACGGCGUAGUGGACUUCUUCCAGCUGGUGAAUCAGCAGAUCGACUUGUCGCUCGAAUCGAAUCAGGGCGCGGUCCUCGCGCGCGUCGUCACCGAGUGCGGGCGUGUCAUGCACCGCGUUCAGCACGAGUGGACCGCGCUCGUGGCUUCAGAGCUGCGCCUCUCGACUGAGAAACGGCCCGAGGAGGUGGCACCUGGCUUGGUGGAGUACACGAUGGCGUUGGCGAACGACCAACUGCGCGCGGCCGAUUACACCGAGGCCCUGCAGGCGCGCCUUGAGCCCCUCGUCAGCGACAAGUACCGGACGACGAUUACGGAGCGCCUCAAUGAAGCCAUCGACGGCUACCUGGACGCAGCGAAGCGAUGCACGAACACGCUCGUAGAGUUUGUGUUCAACGACCUACGCCCCGCGACCUCGAAGCUCUUCACGCCCGAGUGGUACUCUGGCGCGCUGAGCACAUCGAUUAUCGCGACCAUGGGCGACUACAUGUCCGACUACCAGGCGCACCUGAACGGCUCGCUCUUCGACCUGCUCAUUGACGACAUGCUCGACGCCUUCCUCAUAACGUACUUGACGGCACUGCGCCGCGCGCCUGCCAAAAGCCUGCGCAUGCCCAAAGCGACGGACCGGUUGACGCAGGACGUGGGCCAGGCGUUUGAUCUGUUCCAGAACUACCGCGCACCGCAGGACAUCGAGGCGUCGUUUGAGAUCAUGAAGAUUGUCGGAAGCAUGCUCGACGCCAGCUCGGAGAUGUUUGUGCUGGACUGGCACGGGUUUGCGCGCGUGCACGGCCCACAGCUCGCGUUCACUGAGGCACUGUUGCGCGCACGAGACGACCUUGACCGCGGGGACAUUGCGGAUAUCAUGGACGCGCUGCGGCGGCGCGUGACGGAGGAGGGGUUGGGCGAGCCAGAAGAACCGACGAUCAUGGUCCGUAUCCAUGGGCACUCGGGCGCGGCGGGGCUCAUCCGCAACAUCGCGACGUAUGCCGACAACGUGGCUGGCCGCAUGCGGCGGCGCGACUAGACUAGAACAAAGUAGUAGGGCAGGCCCUGUAUCAUGUACACCAUUGCUACGC
This is a messenger RNA of Cutaneotrichosporon oleaginosum, 2461 nucleotides long. RefSeq lists its product as uncharacterized. Gene Ontology annotation, molecular function: SNARE binding. Gene Ontology annotation, cellular component: exocyst. NCBI's taxonomy places the organism in Eukaryota, Fungi, Basidiomycota, Tremellomycetes, Trichosporonales, Trichosporonaceae. The record is from RefSeq and is a predicted model, not a curated record. Gene Ontology annotation, biological process: exocytosis; exocyst localization.